Drepanopeziza brunnea f. sp. 'multigermtubi' MB_m1 is the source of this 1812-nucleotide messenger RNA. RefSeq lists its product as uncharacterized. Gene Ontology annotation, biological process: response to oxidative stress. NCBI's taxonomy places the organism in Eukaryota, Fungi, Ascomycota, Leotiomycetes, Helotiales, Drepanopezizaceae. The record is from RefSeq and is a predicted model, not a curated record. Gene Ontology annotation, cellular component: nucleus.
AUGGGACAAUCAUCGUCGAGCGAAGACGCAAGACACGCUUCAACCGAGCAGCUGAGCCAUCAACUGGCCCUCAAAUUCGCCAGACGCUGCUUCAGCCCGCUCGAACUCUAUUCCUUCGAAGAUGUUUUCAACUCUCUCGCCGACAAGCAAGAUGAUAUCUCAUUUCUUAAAGAGGAUACCGUAGCGCGCCUACUUGAAAUCCCAGAUGUCCUCGGCGUCUCCUCGAUUUUAUUUCAAAUGAUGUCGUAUCUAGGCGCAUUUCCGUUUGGGCAAGAUGCACCGGUCGUGCUGGGGUUUGAGCAGAUGAUCAUGGUAGUUGUUAUCAUGACCGAGAGGUAUGCGAGGGUGCUGAAGAAGGGCGGACGGGAUAGGACGAAGUUGCUAUUUCGAAGUCUGGCAGUCUUCGACCGGGGCGAGAAGGAGGAGAAUGUUAAGCCGGAAGCGGAUACACAAGCGGUUUCUGAGCCAGCGAGAAGCUACAGUCAGGGUUUCGCUGUGGACGAUGCUGCGAAUGACGAGGAAGAAGAAGACGACGACGAUUUGGCUCUUGCGGCCCUGGAAUCCCUAGAUGCGAUAGAAGUCUUCCGGCACGGCGACGCCCCUAUCAAUCAAGCUUCCAUACCUUCUGACAACCUCAAGAAGCUAAUAAUGCUUCUUCUACUGAUAGCACCUCUUUCCCCUCAACAAAGCCUCGCCCGAAAUCCUGAAAGACUAUCAGGCGACCAGCUUGAAGGCCUCCGCAAAACUGCGGACAACGUUCUGGCAGCAUUUGUUAACGUCGAGAAGUUUCCUGGCGUCAAAAUACAUCAAUUCAAUACCGUUAUACCCACUUCCUUACCAUUUCUGUUCAAUGGCUUUAAUGCCCUGUUCGAGCAUUUUUUGUUCUCAAAGAACAUCGAUUUUACGAAGAGGAAAGGCGAUUCUGCUGCACCAUUGCCCCCUCCAGAUCCAGUGAUGGACCAACCGCUUCUUCCUCGAACGGGAGAGAUUUUGGACCUGAACGUGCUAUCACAACUGUCCUUCUUCCUCCCCGGCGACUCCCUCUUCAGACGUCUACGGCUGCUUUAUUCAGGCGGAGACGCAGGCUUCUCCAUGGGCAGCUUCGAAACCAAAGUCUUCAACUGGCGUGCCCCCACCAUCUUCCUCGUAUCAGGAAACCGCAUCUCCGAGCCUCCCUCCUCCGGCCAAGAACGCGGCUUUGCAGACGCACUUCCCCCCAAACGCUUCCCAGACAGCAGCAAAUCCACGCACAUGGUCUUUGGCGUCUACGUCGGCCAGCACUGGCGCCAAACACACAAGGAGUGUUUUGGCGACACCGAGACCCUGCUCUUCCAACUCGAGCCCGUCCACGAGGUCUACCACGCGUCGUCAUUAAACAGGGACUACAUCUCCUUCGCUAAACCGCCCAGCGCGCACUCGGGCAUUGCCUUCGGGUGCCCGCAUCCUAAAGCUAAACAGACGGCCGGCUUGUCCACGCAUGCCAGCCUGGGUGCAGUUUCGCUGCUGCUCGACUCGAGUUUUGAGUUCGGGGUCUUCACGCAUAACUACACCUCUGGGGGUGGCGCGUUCCGGAAUAGUGAGACGAGGAAGUUUGAUUGGCAGGAUCGGUUCGAGGUGGAGAGUUUGGAGGUUUGGGGCUGUGGCGGGGACAAGGAGGCGGAGGGGCAGAAGGAGAGGUGGGCUUGGGAGGAGAGAGAGGCGGAGGCAAGGAGAAGGGUCAAUUUAGGCACGGGUGAUAUUGAGGCUGAUCGAGCGCUGCUGGAGAUGGCUGGAUUGAUUGGGAGUAACAGGAGUGGCGGUUCGAUGAAUUGA